Messenger RNA from Anneissia japonica, 3190 nucleotides. Its product is annotated as kelch-like protein 20. The record is from RefSeq and is a predicted model, not a curated record. The coding region runs from base 129 to 1883 and encodes 584 amino acids. The transcript is spliced from 9 exons. Gene Ontology annotation, molecular function: protein binding. NCBI's taxonomy places the organism in Eukaryota, Metazoa, Echinodermata, Crinoidea, Comatulida, Comatulidae.
AUAUUACGUCAAGCCGCCAUGUUUGGGAGGAUUGUAAACAGGUUUCCUUUAGCUAAAGUCGACUAAAAUAUAUGAUAGAAGAAGAAAAUAUUUGACCAUUGAUUAGUAACUGAAAAUAAUCGUUGAAGAUGGCAGGAGUCCAUCAAGUUUUCGACACGCCUCCGCAACCAGCACGAUAUGUUUACAAUUCUGAAAAGCACCCAAGAGAGACUCUUGAGAUGAUCAGUGUGCUUCGGAAACACAGAGAACUAUGCGACGUAGUUAUCGUAGUUUCAGACACCAAAAUAUUUGCCCAUCGAAUUGUCUUAUCUGCUUGCAGUCCUUAUUUUCGUGCUAUGUUCACUGGAGAACUUGCGGAGAGCAGGCAGACAGAAAUCACGAUUAGAGACAUUGACGAGCGAGCUAUGGAACAAUUAAUAGACUUUGCAUAUACAUCUGUUGUUACUGUUGAGGAGAGCAAUGUUCAGACAUUGUUGCCAGCUGCUUGUCUGCUACAACUAGGUGAAAUUCAAGAGGCUUGUUGCGAAUUUUUGAAACGCCAGUUAGAUCCUUCGAAUUGUCUUGGAAUCCGAGCAUUCGCUGACACACAUUCAUGUAAAGAACUCUUGAGGGUUGCAGAUAAAUUUACACAGUUGAAUUUUCAACAGGUAAUGGAAAGUGAGGAAUUUAUGUUGUUACCUGUUGGUCAGCUUAUUGAAAUUAUUGGUAGUGAAGAAUUAAAUGUCAGAACCGAGGAGCAAGUAUUUGCAGCCUGCAUAGCCUGGGUGAAAUACAACUUAGUAGAAAGGCGGCACCUUAUUUCACAGGUGAUCCAACAUGUACGUUUACCAUUGUUAACUCCAAAAUUCCUAGUCGGUACCGUUAGUUCAGACAUUUUGAUUCGUAGUGAUGAGGCUUGUCGAGAUCUGGUUGAUGAAGCAAAGAAUUACUUGCUCCUUCCGCAAGAGCGGCCCCUAAUGCAGGGUCCGAGGACAAGACCUAGGAAGCCUAUCAGAUGCGGAGAAGUACUGUUUGCAGUUGGUGGUUGGUGUAGCGGUGAUGCAAUAGCUAGUGUUGAAAGGUAUGACCCUCAAGCAGGAGAAUGGAGGAUGGUGGCAGCCAUGAGUAAGAGAAGAUGCGGCGUUGGUGUUGCGGUGCUUGAUGAUCUGCUAUAUGCUGUGGGAGGACACGAUGGUUCCUCAUAUUUGAAUAGCAUUGAAAGGUAUGACCCACAAACUAAUCAAUGGAGCAGUGACGUUGCCCCAACAAGUACGUGUCGGACGAGUGUAGGUGUAGCUGUGCUCGAUGGUUACCUAUACGCCGUUGGAGGUCAGGAUGGUGUCUCAUGCCUCAACAUUGUAGAAAGAUAUGAACCCCAUGCUAACCGAUGGACCAGAGUAGCAUCGAUGAGUACAAGGCGCUUAGGAGUUGCUGUAGCUGUUCUUGGCUCCUACCUCUAUGCUGUUGGUGGAUCUGAUGGUACCUCUCCUUUAAAUACAGUGGAGAGAUAUGAUCCUCGUAUGAAUAAAUGGACACCAGUAGCGCCAAUGGGAACAAGAAGAAAACACUUAGGGUGCUCCGUAUUCAAUGACAUGCUGUACGCAGUAGGCGGAAGGGAUGAUCAGACGGAAUUGAGCAGCGCUGAACGAUAUGAACCGGCAUCCAAUACAUGGAAGCCGAUAGUAGCAAUGAAUUCUAGACGAAGUGGGGUGGGUUUGGCUGUGGUCAACGGACAGCUAAUGGCUGUUGGCGGUUUUGACGGAACAACGUAUUUAAAAACGGUUGAGGUAUACGACCCUGACAGUAAGUCAUGGAGGAUGUGUGGCAAUAUGAAUUUUAGACGAUUAGGAGGUGGCGUCGGAGUUGUGAAGCUUCCACAGUCUGACACACAUCUUUGGACGUAGCGUUUACUGGCAUAGCUAGUGCUAAUAUUGUUUGGUGCAACAGCGCUAAUAUUACUUGGUGCCCAAAGCUAGUGCUAAUAGUAGAUUGUGCCACAAAGCUAGUAGUAUUUGGUGCCAAAAUACUGAUAGUGUUUAUCAUGACAAAUUCUAAUGGUGUUAGUUGCCACAGCACUAAUAGUGUUUGGUGCCACAGCGCUAAUAGUGUUUAGUGCCACAGCACUAGUGUCUGUGGUCCCACAGCAUCAAUAGUUGUUCAACAAUGCUAUCAAUAUUUUUGGUGCCACAGCCAUUGAAGUUGGUAGUGUUUUGAACUACUGCACUCUUAGUGCCACAGUCCUUGCUACCAGUUGAAACUGACUGUACGCCAUGUUUAUGACAUGAUAGCCAACUAUGCGAUGGAUAAGUCAAGAUCGUUAUUCAUAAGCAUGAAUGCAGACCAUCAAAAUUGUUGCAAGAUUAUUGAAUUCUAUCUACGAAUUAAAUUUUUCUUAAAGACUGCCUACUCUUCAUAUUUUAUGAUGGCUAACAAAUAUACAAACAAUAUUGGUAAUCAUGAUCAUUGGGACAUUAAUAUCAUGUGUUUGUGAGUUGAGAAAGAGGUUAGGAUAUUUUUCUUUGCAUGCAAGUACAUAUAAUUGUUACCACAAAGUAUAUGUAUGUAAUGUAAUAGGGUUUGCAUCUCAUAGGAAUGGCUCUGUCUGCUGUUAUUCUACACUGUUAAAUAGCAUGUUACUCCAUAGCAAACUUUAAGUAUUACACAAAGACAGGAUUAGAUUGAGAUUCAUUGUUGCAUAGCAUAUGAUGAUAAUCAUGGUCUUGAUCAUUAUGACAUUAUGAUCAUGACAACGAUAUCUUAUCAUCGUCAUCACCAUGCUAUACAAACAACCCUCUGCUACUUACAAUUAUUUAUUUAAAUAUGUUUUUUUUUAAAUAUUUUUACAAUUCUUCAAACCUGUAAAAAUUAAAUUAGAAUGAAGCUCCCUCUAGAGCUUAAGUUUGAGACUUGUGUUCUAUCAAAAUCAAGCUCCUGUUGAAUAUAGUUUCUAAAAUUCAUACCACAUGUCAAGGUGAAUUAGUAUUACGACAGGAAGUUGGUUGUUUGAUUGUAAAAUUUCAUGCGGGAAAAGAAAUUUUGUUUGAUUUAUUUUGUUGCUUCCGUUGUUCUGUCGGUUAUUUGUAUGUGAUUGAAUAUGAAUUAUUGAUGAGGAUAUUAUGGUGAACAAAUUGGCUGAUAAUUAAGUCAUGAACAGACAGAAAUUGUAGUAACAUAAAUUAAAAUUGCAAUAUUGCAUUACUUGGUAUAUGGA